AUGGCUGAUGAACAAAGGAGGCGGCCGUACAGUUUCGAAGAAUAUGCCGAUAUCCUUUUCUACUAUGGAAAUGCCAGAGGCAAUGUUGAAGAAGCUUGUCCUAACAUUCAUCUGGGUAAAGUUUGUGAUAUCAAGGAAGGUGGGAUAGUGCUUGGUUGUAAGAGCAAAGCGGAUAACUUAAAACUGCUUUCCAUUGCAAAAGAGAAGUUAGGUGAUUCAUACGUCAUCAAAGAAGUUGCUGGUAUUAAUCCUAGGGUACGAAUAGUUGGACUGUCUGGCGAAUACUCCGAUGAGCAGAUACGUAGCUACCUUCUGAAGGGCCUAGACAGUCAUGAUCAUGAUGCUGAUAGAGAUAAAGACUUUAUUAUUUAUUAUCAAAACACUCGUGGUUUGCGUUCUAAAACUAAUGAAAUAUUCAACUCUGUUCCUCAACAAGACUAUUACUCUUUGAUAACACUGACAGAAACGUGGCUUGAUGCUGAUAUCAAUGAUUGUGAGGUUUUUCCGAAUAAUUAUUCAGUUUACAGAUCUGAUCGUAAGUUUUCAGCACUGAAUUUGAGGAAAGGUGGAGGAGUGGCUGUUGCUGUUAGGAGUGAAUAUAAGUCAUCUGCCAUUGAUAUAUAUGUGUACCCACCUUUCAACCAGGUGUUUAUUGCUUGGCCAUUUGAAGGUCGUAUAAAAGAAAAUGCGGCUCAGUUCUGCAAAGAAUUCAUCGUAACUGAGGAUCUAGGUAUACAUAAUGCACCAGAACCAGCUACAACAGCAUCGGUUUACGACUUUACACCAGCACCGAUACCCCUUUUGUUACGUAAUUGA
Messenger RNA from Acanthoscelides obtectus, 816 nucleotides. The record is from the annotation of a GenBank genome assembly. NCBI's taxonomy places the organism in Eukaryota, Metazoa, Arthropoda, Insecta, Coleoptera, Chrysomelidae.